CUUGUAUUUCAGAGAGUCCCCAUGUGUUUUCAGCACUGCAGCUCAGCAGAGAAGUACAGGAGACGAGUCUGGCCCAGAAGAUCCCCGUGAUGAGCCCAAGCAUCCCCUUUCUGACUGUGCCUUAGAGCACAAAGCCAUCAAAUUGGAAGAACAAGUCCGGGAUUUAACUGAGCGAUACCGGAAAGCUUUGGCAGAUUCUGACAAUGUCCGGAGGAGAACGCAGAAGUUUGUGGAAGAUGCCAAGCUCUUUGGGAUCCAGAGUUUCUGCAGGGACCUUGUGGAGGUAGCAGAUAUCUUGGAGAAGACUGCCGAGAGCGCCGCAGAAGAAGCGGAGCCUAGUAAUCCAAAUCCAACCUUGAAGAAAAUCUAUGAAGGCCUCUCUCUCAUAGAGGCCAAAUUGCAAAGUGUAUUUGCCAAACACGGCCUUCAGAAGAUGAACCCUGUUGGUGGCAAAUAUGAUCCAUACGACCAUGAAAUAGUCUGCCAUGUACCAGCCGAGGGAAUGCAGCCGGGCACGAUAGCACUGGUGACUCAGGAUGGCUACAAACUCCAUGGGCGCACUAUCAGACAUGCACUUGUCGGUGUGGCAGUAGAGUCACAGGAAUGACAUGGGCUUACCCAUUGGCAUCUGGGACCGUACUGCGCUGAGGAGCCCUCAGCAUGCAGUUGCAUGUCUUUACUUAUUUAUUAAGAUAGGUUUGUAUUGUAUGUUGGCUUCUUUAUAAUGUGUGCAGUCAUUUUGCCAUGAAUUCUAAGGUACUUGUAUAU
This is a messenger RNA of Pterocles gutturalis (yellow-throated sandgrouse), 768 nucleotides long. RefSeq names its product GrpE-like 2, mitochondrial (E. coli) (gene GRPEL2). Gene Ontology annotation, cellular component: PAM complex, Tim23 associated import motor. The record is from RefSeq and is a predicted model, not a curated record. The annotation marks the transcript as partial. Gene Ontology annotation, molecular function: adenyl-nucleotide exchange factor activity; protein homodimerization activity; protein-folding chaperone binding. NCBI's taxonomy places the organism in Eukaryota, Metazoa, Chordata, Aves, Pterocliformes, Pteroclidae. Gene Ontology annotation, biological process: protein import into mitochondrial matrix; protein folding. The transcript is spliced from 3 exons.